This is a messenger RNA of Clunio marinus, 3099 nucleotides long. The record is from the annotation of a GenBank genome assembly. Lineage: Eukaryota; Metazoa; Arthropoda; Insecta; Diptera; Chironomidae.
AUGAAGGGAUUUACCAAUCCAGUGGACACUAUAGAUGAAGAAUCUAAUAAUCCACGUGUUGAGAAACUUUCUCGUGAAAUUUCAAUCAACGUGACAGAUUUAAAUUAUUUAAGAAGAAAUUCAAGAUCUGUUCCGAAUUUAAAUGAAGCUCGUAGAUUUAGCGUAAAUUUAGCUCAACUCACAAGGGAAGUUCUUCCACGCUUAGAUAACUAUCGAAAAUCAGUAGGAGCUGCUCAAAGACCAUCGUUGGGUGAACUCCACGGAGAUUCUCAACGGAAAUCUGAAGCAAUCAAUCACGUGGAUCACACGCCAAAAGGUCACGGACAUUUCAAGCUAGGAUGGAUUCAGGGUGUUUUGAUACCUGUCCUAUUGAAUAUAUAUGGCGUUAUGUUGUUUCUUCGUAUGGGUUGGAUUCUGGGUCAAGCUGGAAUAAUUGAAACAUUAAUAAUAAUAAGUAUUUCCGCAAUUGUUUGCCUCAUAACGACUUUGUCUCUCUCUGCCAUUUCUACGAAUGGCGAAGUGCAAGGUGGGGGAAUUUAUUACAUCAUUUCGAGAUCUUUGGGACCAGAGUUUGGCGCUUCCGUUGGUGUAGUGUUUGCAUUCGCCAAUGCAGUUGCAGCUUCAAUGAAUACAAUCGGAUUUUGUGACUCAUUAAAUGGAUUACUUCAUUCAUACGGAAUAAAAAUUAUCGAUAAUGGUGUCAAUGACACAAGAAUUAUCGGUACCAUUGCCCUUAUAAUUAUGAUUGUCAUUUGUGCUGUUGGUAUGGAAUGGGAAGUGAAAGCACAAAAUGUUUUGGUCUUAGUGAUCGCUGCUGCAAUUAUAAAUUUCUUAGCCGGUGUGAUUCUUGGACCAUCAAAUAGCGAAGACAUCUCUAAAGGAUUUGUAGGAUUCUCAUCAGAAGUUUUUCUGUCAAACCUCAAACAAGAUUAUCGAUUCAGCGAAGGCUUGAAUCAAAAUUUUUUCACAGUUUUUGCAAUCUUUUUCCCGAGUGUGACUGGAAUUCAAGCUGGUGCGAACAUUUCUGGAGACUUAAAAGAUCCAGCAAAAUCGAUUCCCAAAGGAACUUUAUUAGCUUUACUCAUUUCAAUGGCAACUUACUUAAUAUUCGUAUUUUUUGUUGGGGGAGCAGCUUUGAGAGAUGGUUCAGGUAUAGCAGCUGAAGUGAUCAACCACAAUAUGCCUUACAACUUUAGUUGCAUAGCAAAUCAAACUUGCGAAUACGGUAUACAGAAUAGUUUCUCAGUUAUGCAGUUGAUGUCAGUAUCGAGUAGUUUAAUAUAUGUUGGAUGUUUUGCUGCAACCCUUAGUACAGCACUUACAAACUUACUUUCGGUCCCUCGCCUUGUUCAAGCUUUAGGCGUUGAUAAAAUUUAUCCUGGUGUGAUAUAUUUUUCGAAAGGUUACGGAAAGAACGCAGAACCUUAUCGAGGAUAUGUAUUGACGUUCAUCAUUUCGGUAGUCUUCCUAUUGAUUGCUGAUUUGAAUGCAGUUGCACCGUUGAUUUCAAACUUUUAUUUGGCUGCCUAUGCGCUGAUAAAUUUUUGCACUUUCCACGCUGCUUUUGUCAAACCGCUUGGUUGGCGACCUUCAUUCAGGUUCUAUAACGCAUGGUUGAGUCUUUUUGGAUUUCUUUUAUGUGUUACCAUAAUGUUCAUGCUGUCAUGGGUCUCGUCGCUGAUAACUUUCACAAUCAUUUUUGCACUUUAUCUGCUUGUGAUGUAUAGAAAACCUGAUGUAAAUUGGGGAUCAUCUACUCAAGAACAAACAUACAAAACCGCACUGUCUGCUGCACUUCGUCUUCAACGUUUGCGUGACCAUAUCAAAAAUUAUCAUCCUCAAGUUUUGGUUCUUGCGGGCUCGCCUCACACUCGACCACCACUCAUUGACUUAGGAAACUUAAUUACAAAACAUCAUUCAUUACUGAUUGUUGGAGACGUGCAUGAAGACAAAUUAUCUCAUAAAGCUCGCAUUGAACUGAUAGGUGAAGCACAGAAAUGGUUUGAUGCGAGGAAAAUUAAAGCUUUUUAUAAUUUGGUUGAUAAUGUUGAUUUUGAAAAUGGAGUCAGAUCACUUGUUCAGUCAAGUGGUUUUGGAAAAUUAUCACCAAAUGUUGUAUUGAUGGGCUUCAAAACUGAUUGGAAGUCAAGCAGUUCAUCAAAACUGAAAACUUAUUUCGAGGCUUUACACAACGCUUUUGAUUGUCGAAUGUCAGUAGCAAUUUUAUGCUUACCACAUGGCAUUGACUUUUCAGAUUAUUGUCCACAAUACAAAACCGCAGGUAUGAAACAUAGUCCAUCCGAAAAUUUCUCAUUAGGAGCGCAAUCAACCGAAGAAUUCACGAUCAAACCGCAAAAGUUUAUGUAUACGAACUCUAAUUUGAAUAUCGAAGGCAUGGAUACAUCAAGCAAUCACUCAACUGUUUGCCCUCAAUCUGUUCCUCUGCCUGCAUUAAACAAUAUAUCUUUGUGUGAUUUAAGUUAUGCCACUCGUGGUGGAACAUCAAUGACCAAAGAUGUUCAAGAUGCAAUGAAUUUUUUUCAAGAUAAACAACCGAAGGGAACAAUUGAUGUUUGGUGGCUUUACGAUGAUGGUGGACUAACAAUGCUCCUUCCUUAUAUAAUCUCAACAAGAUCAGCAUGGGCCAAUUGUAAAAUAAGAAUUUUUGCUUUGACGAACAGAAAGCAAGAAUUAGUGGUGGAAGAGAAAAAUAUGGCAAAUCUUCUAUCAAAACUCAGAAUUGAAUACGCUUGCCUCACAAUGUUACAAGGUGUUACUGAACAACCAAGAGAUGAAACUAUUAACAUGCAUAAAAGAAUUAUUGAUGGAUUUAUGGAAGGUCAAAAUGAAGAUAUUUUUAUAUCAUUUAAAGAGUAUCGAGAACUUCAGCAAAAAACCAAUUUACAGUUAAGAUUACGAGAAAUGCUGCUUGAACAUUCUCGUAAUGCUUCGUUGAUUGUUAUGUCUCUUCCAAUGCCAAAACAAGAUCAUGUUUCAGCACCACUUUACAUGUCUUGGAUUGAUAUGUUGACAUUGGAUAUGCCGCCAUUCCUGUUGGUUCGUGGUAAUCAAUCAUCAGUUUUGACUUUUUAUUCUUAA